CAUUUUGAAGGAGAUUCGCUGUACUGGUUAUGAAUAUAUCAGGAGUGAACAUGAUUUUUGAAGACCAAUUUGUUGCAAGAAGGUGCUUCCGAUUAAAUGUGUAGAUUUGUCUGUAAAGUUGAAAAUGUAGAAAACAAAUUUGCCUUAGAAACGCCGGCUUCAGCAAAGAGCCUCAGAUAUGAACAGCUCCCGGCCAAAUUGUCAGCGUUCCUUCAGAGAUGCAGCCGUGAGCCAAACGGAAGCACACGCCCUCCUCCCCCUCGACCCCUCGGGGCGGGUGAGUAUUUGUCCUGUAGAAGGAGCUCAGAGAUAAAGGCCUGUAGGCUGGAGGAGGAGAUGUCACUUGUCGCCGGGACUCUGUGGCUGGCUGAAGUCACUCCAGAAUGGACAAUGCCCUUUACUGUGUCCGGGCCAAAGUGAGAUUGGCCUGUCAGUGCUGCAGGGGACGCCAAGCAGAAACACGGAAUCCAGAGCAAGCUCACAAUUCCUCGGCGUGGUGGAGACCCUGGAUGAUGACAGCUCGAGACGCGGAAAAGCAGAGGCCGAGUUCGCGUGGUUGUGAGAGUCCCUCUGAAACCAGGCGACCCUUGGGAUUUAAACACCCAGUCAGACUGUACCUACCCAGAUCCAAAGCUGAACAUUAUCUACACCAUAUGGGCGAGAAGGUUCUAGCCAGCUUCCCUGUGCAGGCAACAAUUCAUUUCUACAACGACGAUUCUGAUACAGAGGAAGAAGAGGAGGAGGACGACGAGCUCAUGUCCUGUGGCUCAGAAUCAGAAAAUACCGCGGAAACAGAGCGGUUGUUUUGGAAACAGUGAAAAGAGACAGAGAAGGAGAUGAAUCAGCUUCAAAGCGGAAAAAUCUAGCCUUCAGAAAGGUGAUACGACCACAACAAAACUAAAGGCCAACUCCCUGCUUUCAUUUGUAACUAACUCAGUUAGGUAUUUGUAUACCACAGCAAUCCAAUGACACGUUUGCACUGUGGUGUGUGUGUGUGUGUAUGUAUCUGAAUAUAUUUUAUACGAUUUAUUUUAUUACUUUAAGAACUUUAACAUAUGAACUUUUCACAUAGGGAUAGAAUUUAAUCCAGAGUACCUCGCAAGCAGGGACUUUCUAAAUCAAAGUAUUAUAUGACACCAGUCUUAAAAUAACUUGUUAGCUGGUACUGUAUAACAUUAUAUGUGUAUAUCAGUGCCUGUAGGUGGUGCAAUGACACACACAGUCCUUUUACAGCAAGGGUCUGGGUUUGAAUCUUGCACAGACAACAGAAUCUCUGGAAAUUUACAAUAAAAUUAUAGCAUUGGUA
Molecule: messenger RNA, 1306 nt
Organism: Chiloscyllium plagiosum (whitespotted bambooshark)
Lineage: Eukaryota; Metazoa; Chordata; Chondrichthyes; Orectolobiformes; Hemiscylliidae
Gene: ripply3
Product: ripply transcriptional repressor 3
Biological process (GO): negative regulation of transcription by RNA polymerase II; embryonic pattern specification
Cellular component (GO): nucleus
Source: RefSeq, a predicted model, not a curated record